Messenger RNA from Thamnophis sirtalis, 845 nucleotides. The record is from RefSeq and is a predicted model, not a curated record. Lineage: Eukaryota; Metazoa; Chordata; Lepidosauria; Squamata; Natricidae.
UCUUCUGCAAGCCGGCCGGCCGGAGCAGGUGCGGCGGAGCGGCUGGGAAGCGCAUCGGCGGCGCCUCCGCCAAGAUGUUGGAGAUCCAGCUGGACGAUGGCGGCGUCGGCGGCUACCCGGGGGAUGACUACUGCUCGGGCUCGGUGAUGUCGGAGCGCGUCUCGGGCCUGGCCAACAGCAUCUACCGCGAGUUCGAGCGCCUGAUCCGCUGCUACGACGAGGAGGUGGUGAAGGAGCUGAUGCCGCUGGUGGUGACGGUGCUGGAGAACCUCGACUCGGUGCUGACCGACAACCAGGAGCACGAGGUGGAGCUGGAGCUGCUGCGGGAAGACAACGAGCAGCUGCUCACCCAGUACGAGCGGGAGAAGGCGCUGCGCAAGCAGGCCGAGGAGAAAUUUAUUGAAUUUGAAGAUGCCCUGGAACAGGAAAAGAAAGAAUUGCAGGUUCAGGUGGAACAUCUGGAAUUUCAAACACGGCAGCUGGAGCUGAAGGCCAAGAACUAUGCAGACCAGAUUUCCCGGUUGGAGGAGCGUGAAUCCGAAAUGAAGAAAGAGUACAAUGCUCUACACCAGCGGCAUACAGAGAUGAUCCAAACCUAUGUGGAGCACAUUGAGAGGUCCAAAAUGCAGCAGGUCGCUGGAAAUAGCCAAAACGAGAGUGGUCUAUCUGGGAGAAGCAUGAAGAGGCGUCCAAAUUCUCUGAACAUCCCCCUCACAGAUGAUAUGGUACGUGGGCAGGUGGGGGCCAAGAUUGCCCCCGCAGUGGACCACUGGCACCUGAGUGACCUCAGUCAGCUGCAGUCCAACUCCGUCUACAAGGUUUUUUUACAACUAUCAUGGAAAUGA